AUGGAUACACAAACCAAGAAACGGAAUUGUCAAGCUGAUGAAGCUCCCUCCAGAUAUGGAUUUGAUCGCCUGCCUCAAGAAGUUGUCCUUGACAUUGCUUCCAGGCUUCCCAUAACAUCUUUACUUCAAUUCACGUUUGAUCGAAAAUCGUGUUAUAACUUGUCUCAUGAUCCAGAGCUAGUGAAUUUGCACCUGUCCUGUGCAGUAAAGACCGAUCCUUGCAUUAUCUUUCACGAGCGUAGUCAACUCACCAGAUGGACAAGUAUUAGGAAAGUUGGUUACAAGAUUGAUUCAAGUUCACAAGCAAUUAUGUUAAAUGGAAAGAUGCAUUGGCUGACUCUAUUUGGAAUGUAUUACAGACAUUCUGAUAGGCUUAUCGUUUCGUUUGAUUUAGCAGAUGAGGUAUUUGGAGAGGUACCAAAGGUUGAUUUUGGUGUAAACCCAAGAAUUGUUCAGUUUCAACUAGCAGUUCUUGGAGGUUGUCUUGCUGUUGCUCUAAUUUCUCAUCGCUUUAAUGGGGGAGGAUUAGAAACUUGGGUAAUGAGAGAAUACAAUGUGAAAGAGUCUUGGGUAAAGGAGUUCAAAAUUGGAGCUUAUACACCAACAAAUUCUGUCCUACAAUAUGUGCAGCCAUUCGUGAAAGUUGUAUGCCUGUUGAAGAAUGGAAAACCUUUGCUCGAGUACAAAGGUGGAUAUCUGGUUUCAUAUGAUCCUCAAAAUGGUGUUUUUAGGACACUAAGGAUGAAUAUGAAAAAGGAUCUCAGGAAUUACUUUCCACUUGCUAUUCACCCCGAGAUGCUCACCUGGUGUGAAGUGAAUCUGUCUAUUUUUGCUUGGUAA
This is a messenger RNA of Lycium ferocissimum, 840 nucleotides long. RefSeq names its product F-box protein At3g07870-like. NCBI's taxonomy places the organism in Eukaryota, Viridiplantae, Streptophyta, Magnoliopsida, Solanales, Solanaceae. Bases 1 to 840 code for a protein of 279 amino acids. The transcript has 3 exons. Gene Ontology annotation, molecular function: protein binding. The record is from RefSeq and is a predicted model, not a curated record.